CUCACACACACACACUUACACACACACACAUUCAUACUUAGACACUCCAGAACAGAGCGAGCAAGCGCGCGCGCGAGAGAGAGGAAGAGAGGGAGGACGGUGGGGGAGCGCAGUGCUGCCCCGUUAUCCCGGCAGACCCCCUCAGAAGGGGAAAGGGGGAUGACAUUCUCCUCCGUCCACACGCGCGCGCGCGUCUGACGAGGACACACGAGCACACUAAGAUAACACACGCACGCACGGACAUAUACACGCCAGGCUGCGUUGAAGAGCAGGAAGGUGAUUGAUUGGCAUGUGGAACGGAGACGCGCGCUCGCUCGCCCGCGCGCGCACGAUCUCCGCGUUUUUGGGCACAAACACGGGCGCCGCCGUCGCGUGACUUAAUGGACAGAAAAAGAGGAGGAGGAGGAGGUGACGGGGAGCGCGCGAGAACACGCACACACGUAUACACACGCAUACAUAUACACACACGCAUACACACACACUUACACAAACAGACAGGCAGAUGAGGACGGUGCAGGAGGCGCGCGACAGACCUCGGUGUGUGGAAGACUGAUCCCUCCUGAGUGAGGCGGUGGGGGUGCUCAUGGCUACCGCACAAGGGCUGGGCUGGCUGGGCUUAGGCCUGGCUCUGCUGGCCCUCAGCGUGGUGUGCCAGAGCUGCCCGCCACGGUGCGAAUGUGUGGCUCAGCUGCGCUCCGUGUCCUGCCAGCGCAAGCGCCUGUCCGGAGUGCCAGAGGGCAUCCCCACAGAGACGCGGCUGCUGGACCUCAGUAGGAACCGGCUGCGCUGGGUGGCUCCGGGAGAUCUGGCGCCGUACCCGCGGCUGGAGGAAGUGGACCUGAGCGAGAAUCUCAUCUCCACGCUGGAACCCAACGCCUUCGCCAGUCUCCAGGCCCUGCGCACGCUGCGUCUCAGGGGAAACCAGCUGAAGCUGGUGCCCAUGGGCGCCUUCGCUCGCCUGUCGAACCUCACCACCCUGGACCUGAGCGAGAACAAGAUUGUCAUCCUGCUGGACUACACCUUUCAGGACCUGCGCAGCCUCAAACACUUGGAGGUUGGCGACAAUGACUUGGUGUACAUUUCCCACAAGGCUUUCUCAGGGUUGGUGGGUUUGGAGGACCUGACGAUAGAGCGAUGCAACCUGACUUCCAUCUCUGGCCAAACACUGUCCUACUUGCGCAACCUGGUCACGCUUCGACUGCGUCAUCUCAGCAUCUCUGCCCUGGAGGACCAAAAUUUCCGCAAGCUGUCUGCUCUCAGGGGGCUAGAGAUCGACAACUGGCCGUACCUUGAGUACAUCUCCCCUCUCAGCUUCCAAGGCCUGAACCUGUCAUGGCUGUCCAUCACUUACACCAACAUCACUGCCGUUCCUUCUGCAUCCUUCCGCAACCUCGCUUACCUGACGUCACUGAACCUGUCGUACAACCCAAUAUCUGUGCUGGAACCAUGGGCAUUCAAGGAUCUAAUAAGGCUAAAAGAGCUGCAUAUGGUCAGCACUAACCUGCAGACUGUGGAGCCUCAUGCUUUGGGUGGUCUGAGACAGAUCCGAGUUCUUAACCUGUCCAACAACGAGCUGAUCACUCUGGAGGAGCGCUCCUUCCACUCCGUCAACAGCCUUGAGACCUUGCGAGUUGACGGGAACCCUCUUUCUUGCGAUUGCCGGCUUCUCUGGAUCCUGCAGCGCAGACGCACCCUGAACUUUGAUGGCAACAUGCCUGUUUGCGCUGGCCCCCCUGAGGUGCAGGGCAACAUGCUAAGCAGUUUUACGGAUUCAGCACUGUUUGAUUACUUCACCUGUCAGAAGCCCAAGAUACGCAACCGGAAGCUUCAGCAAGUGACGGCAAGGGAGGGACAGUCUGUGUCCUUCUUGUGUCGUGCUGAGGGAGAACCAGCGCCUGCCAUCAUCUGGAUCUCACCGCAGCGGAGACGGAUCACCUCGAAGAGCAGCGGCAGGAUCACAGUCUUGCCGGGUGGGACGCUGGAGAUCCGUUACGCCCAGGUGACUGACAGCGGCACGUACAUCUGCAUCGCCAGCAACGCGGGUGGCAACGACACCUACUUCGCCACGCUGACGGUGAAAGGUCAGCCACUGGACUCGGCGCUGUUCGCCAACCGCUCGCUGUACGCGGUGGACUUCAACGACACGGGUCUGAACAGCACACGUGUCUUUCUUAAGUUCACUCUGGACCUCACCACCAUCCUGGUGUCCACGGCCAUGGGCUGCAUCACCUUCCUGGGAGUGGUGCUCUUCUGUUUCCUGCUGUUGUUCGUGUGGAGCCGCGGAAGAGGCCAACGCAAGAACAACUUCACAGUGGAGUACUCUUUCAGGAAGACGGAGGGACCCACCACCAGUGGGACCUCCGGAGGGACCCGCAAGUUUAAUAUGAAGAUGAUAUGAAACAACGCAGCCAGGGGCCCCCUGGGGGAGGCAUGAACACCCAACACAAGCACACAGCGCUGACUCGCAGAAACACAAGCAGCAGAAACAAAACAUCCAGAAGAUCCCAGGUCAAGAUUUGAUCUUUGGGACUGAUUAAGUGAUUAAGCUUCCUUUGAUCUCACUGCCUUGGGGAAAGGUAUUAAUAGUUUGAAUGCAGCUGAUGGUACAGUAAUUACCGUAAUUAAUGUGACAGUAAGUCACUUUUUAUAAAUUGUUUGGAUAUUUGGUCAUCUUUGAAUUUCAAGCUUAAUAAGAUUUCCGUAAGUUUCCUUUUCCCUUUAGCUUGAUUUGCUUUCGUGGUUGGAUGGAUGCUGCUGUCCUAGAGUGCAGAAUUUUGAAGAUUUUUGAAACACUCUUACAGUAAAAGUGCUAGAAAGGAUUCUUUGAGUGAUGCCAUAGAGAAACCAUGUUUGUAACCUUUUAAAGUCCUUUUAAAGAAGUUUAAAGAAAUAGUUUACCAACAUCAUAAAGGUUCUACAUUUACAUCUUUAAAACAAAUGGUUCUUCUAUAGCACGGUAUGUCAACCAAUGUUCCUGGUUCCUGUUGGGGGGAAAUCGCACAAGAAUUGAGGAAAUAUCUUUUCAGAUACGUAUAUAAAGAUUUUCAACAAACAUAAAAUGUAAAAUGUGACAGAUAUUAUGAGUUAAAAUAUUUGUAAAAACUAAAACAUACUUUAUUUAGUUCAAGCUCGUCAAGCUCAUAGUGCAUAGUGCAGUCACAUUCACAGCAAGCUGGUGGAUUAAGUGUUAAUAUUAGUAUUAAUCUUAUUGCAAAUUGAGGUUUCCACAUGAAAACACAUUUAUUUCACAAGAAUUUAAAGCAGUUCAAGCCUAUCAAUCAAUUUGAUGGGCUGAUAGGCUACAAUUGAUUGUUGUGCUGUAUAGGGCAGUUUCCUAGACAUGGAUGAAGCCUAGUCUUGGAUUUUUUUUAUUAUUGAAAGGAACACAUAGUCUAUGUCUGAGCCUCAAACCAAUUCUAUUUGCUUAGAGUUUAAAUAGGUGAUUAUUUAUAUUUGUGUGUGCACUUUUGGGGAGGGCAAUAUUAUAUCGUAUACAAUAUAUCGUGACACAGAAAUAUCAUGAUAUUAAAAAUCCAUAUCGUGAUAAUAAAGAUGUUCUGUCUUAAAAGUAGUCUAUUAUUUACUGUGAAGCUUUAGGUGUAUUUAUUGUAUAAUUGUUUUAGUUUACAGUUUAUAUGCAUGCACUAAAUAUUCUGCAAUAUUAUUUGCUGCUUUAUAUUAUUGUAUGCUAUAUUAUUUAUUUUGCCACAUUAUGAUUAUUCUGUUAUACUAUUAUACUAUAUUCCUGAAAUUAAUGAAUUAUUUUAAUUUUCUUAUAUCGCCAAGUAUAUGGUUAUCGCAAAAAUACCCUGAAAUAUUGUGAUAUUAUUUUAGAGCCAUAUUGCCCACCCCUAGUGCACUAUAGUUGUGCAAAAGUGAGGGGAAAAAUGAAACCCUUCUCUACGGCAUCCCUCAAAGAAUCCUGUGUAGCACCUUUGUGUUUUAAAAGUGUAAUACAUCCAGGGACAGUACCACUAACCAAACUUGAACCCUAUUUGUAAAAUUAAAUUUUAAUAUGCAGUAGUUUAAGAAAAAGCAGCAUGCUGAUGAACUAUAUAAACUCCUCAUAACAAAUACUGUAACUUUAUUUAAAUUAAACUAUAAAAAAUGAUGAGCGUAGAGUAUUUCCAUAAUGUUAUUUUAAAAUUAAACCACCCACACUGUACAUGAACUGAACAUCCCAUCGCAGCUGAAGGGAGGGGGAAAAAAAGGUAUUGAGACCAGAAGCUAAACGAGGAGCCAUCCUUGCUUUUAAUCACAAUAAACAUUUGGCCAUUGCGCUGCUUAGCGAAGGCAUUAGCAGUAAUGAAAAAAUAAUCACUGAUUCAUCGUUUAGAGCUCUAAACGAUGAGCGCUAAAGCUCGGCAUUCUGCGAUUAGGUGCUGUGUGAGUUGGGAUUAGCACACCGGCCGCAACACUGCGAGCGCUCUGCUGCUAGUGUAGUACUGAACACGGUACUCAGGUAGCAGCACUGCGUCACAGUGGGUAUUAAGCUAACGUGCAACCAGGACCUCAGGGUCUGGUUGGGAAGCCAAGCCGUGGGUACUGGCUGCACUAUUAGUGGAUGUACUGUGCUUAGGCCCGGAGGUGGAGGGCCGGUACGGGGGGUUUAACCCCUUCAUAUCCUCUCCACUGCCAGGUCUAAGCACAUGCCGGCGACCCUUAAGCCUUCAUGGGGGGAGGCUUCUCAGGGCGUCUGGGCCAUUUGAUGUCAGACACAUGCUGUAUGCAUAUACACAUAGAAAUACACAUACACUUACACAUACUCAUAUACUUAUAUACCCAUAUAAGCCAUAUGCACACAUUAUUUUUACCAAGCACAAAAAAAAAUCUAAAAAGCUCCGCGAAAUAAAUCGAUUAUAGCUUUUAUUAAUAGCUACAUAUCGACAGGCGAGCAUGCACAGUGUAGGGAAUGCAGGGAAAGACAUGUCAAAAAAUGUCUAAGAAAUGAUAUGUGAGAUGCACAAGCAAUUUUUUUCAGCACACACUUUCUCAAGCUAAUGCUAACUGCUACACGCUAACUGCUGACUGUAAAGUAAUUCAUACUAAAAAAAAAAAAGAAAAAAAGAAACAGAGCGCAUUUUAUUUUUCUAUUAUUCCACUGUACAGACUAUUUUUUUGUGUUGGAUCAACAGACUUCAAAGCAAUUAAAUCUCGACUAUUAUGAUUACUAAUAUUACGCUAAUCGAACCGCAUGUUUUGUCGUUCAUGGUUGUUGCCUUAGCCUCGCCAUGCGCAUUUAAUUCAUUCAUUCAAUUACGUUAAUUAUGCCUAUUCUUUGCAAGCCUCUUCGCAAGCAGUAACAGCGUCAAGUGCUGCAGUAACACAGAUUUAUUGCUGUUUGUUGCUCUUUUCAAAAUAUUUUUUUCACUGGAUUUACAGGAAGAUGUAAUGUUAUGUAGACACUUUUUUAUCAUUUUGAUAAAAGAUUCGACUGAAGCAGUAAAACGUAUGUGAUGAUAUUAUAAACAUGUCAUAACACCAUUUGCAGCCUUUUAAAUUUUUUCAUUCAUUUAAGGGUCAUUCUACAGAAACAUCUUUAAAUGUUCAUUUUUAUUAUUUAAACUUCUGUAUAAAUAUGCAUAUAUUUUCGUGCAUUUCUUUAAAAAUGGUGAGUACCAAAGACAGGCUGCAUCAGUGACUGUAACAUCAGUGACGAUAAGACCAAUUACAGUAACUCCAGUAAGAGUAACACCAUUGACCAUAACACCAGCGACAGUAACACCAUUGACCUCAACAUUAAUGAUAGUAACACCAGUGACAAUAACACCAGAGACAGUAAUACCAGUGACAUUAACGCCAUUGACCAUAAUACCAGUGACAGUAACAUUAAUGACAGUAACACCAGUGACCUUAACACCAUUGACAUUAACACCAGUGAGAGUAACACCAGUGACAGUAACGCCAGUGACAGUAACCCCAGUGACAGUGACUUCAGUGACAAUAACACUAGUGACCCUGUCAUCAGUGACUAAAUGCAGUGAGAGUAACACCAGUGACAGUAAAUCCAGUGACACUAACACCAUUGACCUUAAUACUAGUGAAAGUAACACCAGUGAGAGUACCACCAGUGAGAAUAACACCAGUGACGGUGACUUCAGUGAAUAUUACACCAGUAACACCAAUGACAGUGACUUUAGUGACAGCAACACCAGUGCCACUAACUCCAGUGACAAUAACAUUAGUGACCUUCUCAUCAGUGACUAAAUCCAGUGAGAGUAACACCAGUGACAGUAAAUCCAGUGACAGUAACACCAAUGACCUUAACAAUAGUGUGAGUACCACCAGUGAGAGUACCACCGUUGAGAGUAACACCAGUGACAGUGACUUCAGUGAAUAUUAUACCAGUAACACCAAUGACAGUGACUUUAGUGACAGCAACACCAGUGCCAGUAACUCCAGUGAUAAUAACACUAGUGACAGUUACAACAAAGACAGUAACACCAUUGACCUUAACACCAGAGACAAUAACACCAGUGACAUCAACACCAGUAAAAAUAACACCAGUGACAUCAACACUAGUGAAAAUAACACCAGUAACAGUAAAACCAUUUACCUUAACACCAGUGACAAUAACACCUGUGCAGCUAACAUCAGUGACAGUAACACCAUUGUGAGUAACACAGUUGACCUUAAUACCAGUGAGAAUAACACCAAUGACAGUAACACCAUUGACCUUGACACCAGUGACAGUAACACCAGUGAGAGUAACACCAGUGAGAGUAACACCAAUGAUAGUAACACCAUUGACCUUGACACCAGUGACAGUAACACCAGUGAGAGUAACACCAGUGGAAAUAACACCAGUGACAGUAACACCAUUUAGAGUAGCAUCAGUAAGAGUAACACCACUGAAAAUAACACCAGUGACAGUACACUGUUGGGGUAAACAUUAGCUGUAUAGUAAUAUUGUUAAAUUAAUGGCUCAAAUUUUAAUUUUAACAUUUCUUAGUGUAAUAUAUCUGUAAAGUUCAUGGACACAAACAUGGAUGUUUCUGUAAAAUAACCCUUUUUUGGACCGUUUUUGAUGGAAGGCUCUAUGGUGUAGAGAAGGUUUGUAUUAUUUCCUGAGGUUAUUUCCUAUAAAUCAGGAAAAGCUUACAUCAUCACAUCACAAGACACAUGUAUUACACACAAACACACACACACACACACACACACAUUUCGGUUUAGGUUCUCUGACUUCUCUGACUAUCGGCGGCCUGUGUGCAAACGUCUCUGCUUCUCCUGCCCAGUCUUCACCCCCCAUUACUCCCCAUUCCCCAUACCCCGACUGGGUCUCAAUGAGGGAGGGGUCCUUGGCUGGUGACCACGGAUGUAAAUGAAAUUCAUAACACCCAUCUAGCCCAUGUGUAUUUGACUGUAGAAGGUAUUCUCUCUUUAUAUGUUCAGUUUGAUAUGUGUUUUUGUACUUAAUUUUUUUUUUUUUUUUUUGGAGUUUUUUGUUAUUAAUGUUUUUUUGUUUUUUUCUAAAUGAUCCAGAUUUUAUGUUGAGCAAUUAUCUGUUCUCAAUACUGCACUGUAGAGAAAAUGCCACAAAAAUGGUUGGAAAUUUGAUGAGGAGUGUAUAUUCUAUAUACUAUAAAACAUUAUAGUAUAUAGACUUAAUAUUAAGACAUGCUGUCUUCAUGUGCUAAAAAAGACCAUUUUACACCUGUCUGCUUUAUGGCUAUUGAGUAUUAUCAGGAUUAGAAUAUCUGAAAAUGUCCAAACCACAUAAAAAUACAAGUACAAACUUUAAAAUAGAUAUAAAUCAGUCAAUUUAACCACUUUAGGCAAUGAAGUCAGAUAAAACAGAUACAAAUCAGAUGACAAAUAUUAUCACUUAAACAAACCACUUCAGUAGGUUAUCUGAGAUGCAUUUAAAACAGAUGUAAAUCCAAUCACUCAAACAAAUUACAAAUCAGCAUUUGAUCAGUAGUCUAAUUAAAAAAAAACAUUUGAUAAAGCUUAAAUGGAUUUGGUUAAAAUCCUAAAGAAUUCAAUACCAUUCAAUCCCAUAAGGUGACCAGGUGUAAACAGGGUCAUUCACAUUGUAACUAUCUGAUGAGUCCCAAUUAUGUCAAGAGUUGUACAUGAAUGUCCCUUCAAGUCAUAAUUACAAGAACUUUGGGUGCAAUAUGACGAUUCUAGGCCUUCUAACUAAUAUUUUACUUGUUUUAAACAUGUUAUCAAUGUGUAGGGCUGGGGAUGAAUUCCAAAAAUAUGUUUUGCCUCGAUUGAUUUAAAGAAUAGUUAUAAAUCAUGUAGAGUUAACUAUUUUGGUAUCACAAUUAGAAUUGACUCCAAAAUAUCUGGAAAAUGAACAUCCCUACCUAAAUGGAAAACAUUUAGUUCGUGCUAAAAUGCUACAGAGUAACAUUAUAAUUAUGACUUGGCAUAUUGUCCAAUGGCAGCAAAAGUUACAAUGAAAUAAAGCCCAAAACAUACUCAAUGCAAGGGUAGGAACACCAAUGGAACUGCAAUCCUUCUGUAAAAAUGCAUUGGACAUUCUUACUUAAUGGUGGCAGUUAAAACAUUUAGUUCUUGACAGUACAAGACAACUUAAGCACCUUUUGCCUUUUUUGGCCAUUUUCGAGCUGAUUACCACAUGCCGAGCCUGAGUUGCAUCGGCCCAACUGCAGAUUGGAUCUACACCUGAUUCUGGCCCAAAUGCUUGACCCACAUCCAGGCCGAGUUACAUGUACUAAUGCCUUAGUUGAUGAGUAUAAUACAGCAACUGGGUCAAGCCACUCAUGCCAACACCCCAGGUGCUGAGUAUAAUAUGGGAAUUAGCCCAAAUUACUUAAGCCAACACCCCGGUUGGCAAGUAUAAUAUGAAAAUCGUCCCAAGCCACUUAUACCAACACACUAGUUGCCGAGUAUAAUAUGGAAAAUGGCCCAAGCCAGAUGUGCCAACACACCUGUUACCACGUAUAAUAUGGAAAAUGGCUCAUGCUGCAUGUAUCAAUACUUCUGUUACUGAAGAUAAACCACAUUUGGCUAAAUAUUGCUUGAAGUUAAGUCUCAGCUAAAACUGCAGUACAUCAGUCGAAGUUGGGUCGAAUAUUCAUGCUAACUGUGAUUAUUUAAUAUGCCAGACUGCAUAUCUUUUUGAGCCAUCUUCACCUGCAUCCUUGCAUUGACUAUGUUUUGGUCUUUCUGUAGUGCGCUCCCUACUGGCAUAAACUAGAAUAUGCCAACUCUACUCCAGGUCAGCAAGAACCUUCUAGAUAAUAUCCAUAAACCAAAGAGCCAUGAGUAUAGUGAUGAUGAUGUUUCUAGGUAAAAAAAAAAGACUCUUUUUGCAGCCCCACCCCGUUCCUAAUUUUUUUGGCUCAUUUGAAACAUAGUUCAGUGUUCUCAGACCUCACCGACAUCAUCAGCAGUGAAGUAGGGUGGAGUGCUUGUCGUGAGUACAGUCGAUGUUGUCCUUGUGGCCUGUGACUCGGUGUUGUUCGUUUGUUCGGUUGGUUGGUCGAGUUUCUCGUUUUCUAGUUUCUUAGCUCUUUCUGUUAGCGUUAGCUCCUUAGCCGUGCAGUCAGUCACUGUGUGUAGGUGUGGUGUUGGAGGGAGAGAAAGGAGGCUCAGCCGGGAUAUGAAGCCACGCCCUCCCGGCAUCACCUGACCCCUAAUCCCAGACCUGUUUCCUCUUCACUUCAGCUUCAUGGACACUUUUAUUCCACGGACUCCGUAGCGAACGCUGGAAUGCUACGCUACUGUCAUAACUGCACUGAUAUUGAUUUUUUUUCCUGUUCACACUUCAGAAUAUAGAACACAGUGUUUUUCACUAUUUUCAGUCAGAAGUAGGCUGCUCUCGUUUGCUAGCUGUCACAGGCGCAGCAGUUCAGCAGUUCUGAGGGUGAAAGCAGUUCUCUGAGUUUUUUAUCGCAGUUCAACAAUAAGCGAUUUUUAUUUUAGCAUGUUAGCAUGAUGUGUUCCCUCUUCUGAAGUGAUGCAGAUGCUCCAUGAAUGAACCAUGUAACAUCACACAGUCAUUAUUUGAGACCUGAUAUGUCUGGUCAUACAUGAAAUCAAUGUGCUAAUAUGCUAAAGCACAUGCUAAAGCGUUCUGUCAGAGCAAUAUUCUUCUCCUCUGAGCGUUCAAUGGCUUUCAGGUUUUUUCAGAUACAUUUAGUUGAGCUGUUCCAUUUCUGUCACUGUUACGCCCCCUGAUGAGAGCAAGUUUGAUGGCAGACAGGAUUUCCUUUGACCUCCAUUUCUAUUUCUCUCUUUUCCCACCUGAUUUCUCACUUAGUUUCUUACUUUCUGUUCACCUUUUUUACCACACCAACUUUUAAAAGUUUGGGAGCAUCCAAAUUGUGUAUAUCUCCUAAUACUAACUAGUUUUUGAGUGUAAACUAUGUAGUAUAGAUACAAUUCAGAGUUAGAGUUGAGUAUCCUUGCUGUGAGUUUUUGACUACAUUUUUAUGAUGGACACUAUAAUCCCACAAUGCAAUGCAAAAUAGACAGGGAGGAGCUACUCAGGUAACUAUUUAAAAAAAAAAUGGCUAUACCAGUUAUACCAUUUCCUGCACAAAACUACUUUGCUGCCAAACCCUAUAAAAAAACAAAACAGCAAUGUUACAGGAGAGUGAUAAAAUCUUCUUAACUUUCAAUGGAAGUCAAUGUAAAAAGAGUUCAUUUUAGGUUAUUUUGGACAAUUAGUUUAUUGGUCCAUUCAUCAAGAAAUUAUGGCACAGUGUAACGGAGAGUUCGUUUCUUCAGAUCAUGUAGUAAACUUUUUUUGGUCUUAUCUUAGCUUUGCUUAACUUAGUAAUCUACCCCCACCACCACCCAGUGGUGGGACCUGCUGAAUUACAGGAAAAUAGGCCAGAUAAUAGACGUUCAUUAAAAGUGCACUUUAAAAGGUGGUGCGCCUUAAAAUGUGGUGCGCCUAAUAGUGUGAAAAAUACGGUAAGCCAUUUCUCUGGAUAAGAAUAUUCUGGUGUUUUGCUUUACCCUUCACACAUUAGCCUGUACUAGACCCUUAUGUAGGUUGUUUGUGUGAGCACGGACUGAUCAUAACUGCUAGCUGUGCUAACCCAACAUUUCAGCAAGCUAUUUAGCAUUAUUUAGCAUUAUUACGAGCAUAGCCAGCAAACUAGCUAGCUCUUUGACUUUGACUAGUCUUACCUGACAGCCUCACAAGCAUCACUGGAGAGCAUCACCAGAGCUUCAUAAGUGAGCCAUUUCUCUGAAUAAGGAUAUUCUGAUGUUCUGGUUGACCCUUCACACAUAUGUGGAUGUUUAGCUGUUAAAUGUAGAGCUUUCAACCAAUUUACUAUGAAUGGAACAAUAAAUAGCAAUACUCUAUGCCAAGUUAGAUACAUAUAGAUUACAGAACAAAAUAAUGUUGCAUGAAGUAUCAAGGGCUGCACUGUUUAAAACAUUAAAUAAUAAUAUGUACUAUACUAAAUUUGGAUUGAUGGGUAGUGGGUAACUUGUGUUUACCAGAUUUCUGAUAACGUAAGAACUCUAAUGUUAACUCUAAUGCAGAUUUGGACAUUUUAACACAAAGUAGACGAAGAUGGCCCCUCCAUUGUUGAUGUGGAAAAUAGGUGAAUAGUCCAUCUCUCAGCGCCAUUGUUUUUCUUUUUAUUUUUCUAUUUCUUUCUGUUUCACUCUGUCGCAUUCACUUUAUUCUCUCUCUCUCUCUCUCUUUCUCUUCUUUCGGCUCCUGUUUUCACUCUCUGCCCCUCAGGACUGAAGCUCUGACACCUGCCACCCAGACACACACUUUGCGGCAAUAAGCGAAGUUGCAGGCUGUAAAAGAGCUAAAGGGCUUCCAAAUGUUCCACCAGUUGGGAUGAGAAAUGAGCUGAACAAGAGACUUUGCUUGAGGUCAGAUUACUGAAUAUACACUGAUAAAAUACAUCAACUGGCUGAACUAGUAAAUGAUUUGUAGGUUAAGCUGCAGAUGCAACAGAUGGAAAUCCAGCUAUCAAUUGAUUUUUUAGUUUAAUUGUAAUCUUCAACAGUACAGGUGCAUGGUAAGGGUUAGUUACUGAUGAUCACUGAUGGUAGGUACAAAGUAUUAUAGUGCCGAGGUCAUAGUUCUCUUAACCCUUGUGUGGUGUUCGGGUCUGUGGGACCCGUUGUUAUUUUUCAUCAAAUGAUACAAAAAAAAAAUAUUUUUUCUAACUCAAACUCAUUGGCAUUGGCUCAUUUUUUUGUGAAAACAUAUAUCAAAACACAUUUUCGAUAAACACACACUGUACACCCCCCCCACACACACACAUUUAUAUUACAUACAGUAUGUUUGGCUAAGGGCUAAUAAAUUUGUAACUUUUAAACUAAACACAUGUUCUACUCAUAUCUUGAGUUUAAUUCAUUUUCUUUUACAUUUUAUUAAAAAACUAAUAAAAAAAGAGUAGCACUUUUUAAAAGAAAUGUAACAUAAUAAAGGUAAAGGGCAAAUAUUAACCAUGUAAGCUGUUUAUAUUGCUUGCAAUUUAGGUGAAGCAAGCAUGUGUAAAGCAUUUUAAUGUAAAAUUGCUUAAUUUUGCUGAAUUAAAUACAAGUAACAAACGAGUAGCAAAAAUAUGAACACCACACAAGGGUUAAGUAACUUUACACUAUUUAGAACAGAAGCUGGAGACCCUUAUUCACCCUCCAACCCAACAUUAGGAGGGUGAUAAACGCUGCAACACUUGGACCGCCACAGCUCAUCACACACACACAUGCAUAUAAACCCCAAAACAUACAAAACUUCUUAAAUAAUGCCAACUCUUCCGGUACACAAAAUUUGUAGACUUUUUUUUAAGUUGGAGAAGGACCACCACUGAUUUCCUAAAGAGCACUUUAAUGGACUGUUCUUUAACAAACAUUUGGUGAAUGAAUUUGAGAGUAAAUAGCCAUUUAAAGCUUCUCUUUUAAUGUGAUUUGGUUUAAUCUACAUAGUUACACCCUUAAGGUGUAAACAAAGUCAUUCUGUAUUUACAGGGAUUUCUCUACAGUGUUGAAAAUCAGAACCAGGGGUAACAAUGUCUACAGUUAGAGUUGGAGACAGUAAUAGAGAAGCUAAUUUGCUUCACAACACCUACAAUACUCCAAUAUUAUUGUGCAGUAAUGUCCUGGGCAUACUCUAAUGUAUUUGUACAUGUUUGAUGUAUUACAUUUAUGUUUUCUAUCUUUAAUAGUCAACUGAAUGCUGGUAACUUUCUCCCAAACAGGGCCUUCUACACAAAAUUGCUCUGAAUGACUUUGUUAACAUCGCAAAUACCAUUGGUAAAACUAUGUAUGGCACCUUAAAAGGGCCUUUAAAAGCUAUAAUAUAAUGUAAUAUAAAGGUUGCAUGCCAGUCAGUGAAGAUUUUUAAAAUAUUUUUGCAUAAUAUUGUACAGCCAAGCCAGUCUAAACCAGCUCAAACAGCUCAGUGUGUUCCUUUCAAAUUAAAAGCUGAAUUUAUGCUUUUUUUAAAUAAGCGAUGCCAAAGAUGCAUCAAAUUGCUGGUGCCAAGCAUAAUAUCAUGUUAUGAAUUUUCAACAGAUGACACAUUUUCCUGGUGCUGGCAGUGUAGUCUGAUUGGUUUGGACGAGCAGAGUAACUUUUCUUCUUCUCUGAUCUUCAGAAAGUAGGUCUAAAGCUCCCUCGCCCCCUCAUCAGUCUGGCCUCGUCGGCUGCCUCCUGUGCACGCUGGGAACAGAGGGCCCUCAUACACACACACAUACACACAUACAUGCAUGUGUAUAAACAUAUAUAUAUAUAUAUAUAUAUAUUUUAAACAUUUUUCACAUUAAUGCAUCUUUUUUUCUUCACAUACAAAAAAUCUUCAGAGACAUAAUCAGCAAAAGCAACAGAAAAGAAACAGAAUUUCUCUACUGCACGCACACACACACACACACACACACACUUAUGUACACACAUACACACACACACACACACACACUUAUGUACACACAUAUACACACACACAAACUCAUACUCAUUACCAGCAGUCAUCUGCAGACACACAGACACCCCAGGACACCACUUCAGACACUCGAGCACACAGGCUAGUGAGCUGCAGCCUAAUAGCUCAAAUAAAGCCUUUUUGAUAUUUAUGCAUGCCUCCCUUUCAUCUCAAGGUCACCGAGUGUGUUGCGCUUUCAUUCAGGAGACAUUCUGACCCACGUAUAUUAAACACUAAUGCAGCGAGGUCAUCAGUAUUCCAUCAUGUAGUCCAUAAACCACAAAACGCCCUCAUUCAGAGCCGCUGAAAGGAUUUCCGUGCGCUGAUGAGAACGGGAGCCUUUGAAUCCUGCCUAUUUUCAAUGUCACAGCAAUGAUUUGACAAUGAUAUCCCAGCUGUGUGGAUGAAUAUGCCCUGAAUAUGCCUGAAUCAGCCUUGAUAAGCCUCUAUUUUUGGCUUUUUCAAGCUUUUCCAUCAUAGGAAAAUGUGUCUGGGUGGCAAAUAAAUGUGGACUGUGGUGCUCAAAGGAAUUCUGUUUACAUUGUGCUGUGUACCAUGGGUUGAUUCCAAAAAUAGGGGGCAGAAAAUACAUAUAGUAAGACUUUAUAUAGCACAUAUAACACAAUCCUUACAAUUUCAGUCCCUCUAGUCAAAAACAAAAUCAAAAUAAUAUCUUAAAGGACACUCACACACGUGUUAUCUAUACGUUGUAUUGCCAUAAACUGAAAAAUAAAUGGCAAUAACCUACCAAAACACUGUAUCUGUAGAAACAGCCAUUAAAAAAAACGUGACUCCUCUGCCAUCUGCUGGUGGUUAGCUUUUAUAGUUAUUAAUAACACGUAACUUACCAUGCAUGUACAGUAUGUGCCCUGAUGAAGGAACAGAAAUGUAACGAUAAAAAGGUGUGUUCUCUGAUUUUAUAACUCUAUUUUCUCUCCCUUUUCUCUGAAGCUUUUCUUCUACAAAGCUUAUUACCUGCCAUAUGCUCUCGAGUUGUUUUUACACUGAGCAAAUGAUGACUGUUAGCCUCAGAGAGAAUAUUACAGAAAGUAUUAGCUAAUCAGUUUGGUUGGUUUUAAGUUUAUCUGAAAUUAAAACAGCAAAUAAAAUGGGAGAUUGUAAUAUCAGGAAUUGACCUGAUAUAGAAGCAUUUUAAACAGAUUCUCCUCUUUUGUUAGUCUUUUCACCUUAUUAAAUAUGUCAGAAAUGAUGCUAAGCUAUGCUAAGCUAAGAACUGAUUUUAUGCUGUAUUCCAUUUGAACUCAGAUAUCAGAAUUUACUAGUUCAAACUAAUACAUUUCAGCAAAUUUCACACAUUUCUGUCCAAAUUCUAUCUGUGGACGUGUUAUAUUUAUGUGUUUGGACGUGCAAAAUAUUGUGUAUUGUGUUUGUUAUUAACUGAUAACUGCGGGACAAUGCUAAACCUGGUAAUGCUAACCUGGGUUAGCAUUUUUUAAAGAAAUUGACAUUAAACUUUGGUAAAUAACUGUUAAAGCAGUUGUAAUAAACACGAUUAGCUAAAAUUAAACCGAUAAGCUAAUUGAAUAUUUAGAAUUUUGAAUAUUAAGUAACGUUAAAUGGAAUGCAGCAUAUCUCACUAGCUAAGCAGCUUAUGUUAAAGAAGUGAAAACAUGAAUACAAUUCUAGUUACCGCUAAGCUAACUUUGCUAGUUUUGGGAAAACCUGAGUAAAAAAAAAAGUAUCCUUAGCUAAAUGAAGAACGUGAAGAAGUGCCAUGGUUUUGGUGAUUCCUGUUAAUAUUUGUACUUAUGAGAAAUAAAUCUUGUUCAAGAGAUUCAGGAA
This is a messenger RNA of Astyanax mexicanus (Mexican tetra), 15676 nucleotides long. RefSeq names its product leucine-rich repeat and immunoglobulin-like domain-containing nogo receptor-interacting protein 3. The record is from RefSeq and is a predicted model, not a curated record. NCBI's taxonomy places the organism in Eukaryota, Metazoa, Chordata, Actinopteri, Characiformes, Acestrorhamphidae. The transcript has 3 exons. Bases 584 to 2398 code for a protein of 604 amino acids. Gene Ontology annotation, molecular function: protein binding.